Molecule: messenger RNA, 2115 nt
Organism: Botrytis byssoidea
Lineage: Eukaryota; Fungi; Ascomycota; Leotiomycetes; Helotiales; Sclerotiniaceae
Exons: 3
Coding region: 1-2115 (704 amino acids)
Source: RefSeq, a predicted model, not a curated record
AUGUCCCAUCACUUCUCCUCUUUCUUCAAAUCCGCCGCUGGCGUAGCCGAAAAUGUCUGGGAAAGCGCGGCGAAUAAUCUCUCUAAUAGUCCGAAACGCCAUCGCGAGCGUGGUUUGACUGUUCGUCAAAGUUUUCAACAAGUUCAGCAAGUUCAGCAAGUUCAGCAAGUUCAGCAAGUUCAGCAAGUUCAGCAAGUUCAGCAGGUUCAACCAAGACGCUUAUUCCCUGCUGUAAGAUCAGCGCCUGCUCCUACUGCUACUGCAGAUCAAACUCAGUCUAUUGGUCUUGGCUUGGGUCCUGGUGCGGAAAUAGGAUUGGAAUCGGCUGAUCAUGAACACAUUGGUAUCCCAAGUGGAGUUGAAAAUCAAAAUCCAAACACAGGUUCAGCUGCGACGGUUGAUGCAAAUCACACCACUCACACUACCACAACCGACAAAUUGACUUCAAACACAAUCAUCCCACCAUCCUCAACCAUAGCCCUUACGAAAACUUCCAGCAAAAAUACCCAGAGAAGUGCAAAUAGUAAGGAAACAAGCACAAGCAAGAGUGGAAAUAGUUAUAAUCCGCUAGUCACUACAAGCUCGACUUACACGAAUCCGAGCGAGAAUUUGCCACCGACGCCGAAUUUGAGGACGGUGGAGGUUAGGAGGUUUGGUGAUGGUGUGGGCGGUGGCACUGCUGCGAUUGUCAAUAGUGAUGGAGAUGAUAGUGCAGAAGGAAGUGCUGAAGGAAGCACAAGUCAGAGUGAGGAAAUUAGUCCAGUCGAUGGAUUGGGUAUGUUUGAUGCUUUUCCCAGUUCUGGAAUUGGUUCUGGUGGCAGUGGUGGUAAUGGUAGCGUAGCUCGUACAGGAGUAAAUGCUACGAUUACGCAUGAGCGAAGCGAAAGUCCCGGAAGUAUCAACAUGCAGACUCCCAUCGUCACAGCCUCAGGAUCUCGCGUGCACAAUUAUCGAGGUGUGGAUCAUGGUGCUGUUGCGAUUCAUGGAUCGGGUUCGGGUUCGGGUGUCAAUACUCCAAGAUUGAAUGCUGCUGGACUUGGUGCUUCUGGUGUGAAUAUGCAAGGAAGAGAACGCGCUUUUACUAUUCCGAGAAAACCGGUCCCAAUGACGAUUGUGGUUGGUAAUACAGGUUUGGAAGUCGUACCUUACGGACGCCAUAUCGAGGAUAUUGGCACUGGUGCAUGUAUUGUCAAUCGACAAGAAUGCAUUGAUUGGAAAGAUCAAUUUGAGGGACGAGGACGAGGACGAGAUGGUAAUAAGGAAGCCGGUGAAAGUGAAGAUGAAAGUCAAGAUGAAGAGGAAGUUGGUGAGAGUGAAGAAGAGAGAAAGGAAAGACUGGAGAAAGAGAGAAAAGAGAGAGAGAAGCAAGAUCUCCUCCACGAAAACCCCCUGCUCUCCCAUCCCGUCGAACCAACAACUAUCGCCACCGGCACUCCACCUACUGUCUCUCCAACAUACAUUGCCUCCACCUCUCUUAGCUCCAAGCGUCGGGGGUUUCGCCGUUCAUGGACCGCCCCAAUCAACGGCUUCAAUUUCGCUAGCCUUGGCGGCAUCGGCGUCAUGGGUUUCGGAAAUAACAACCAAGAUCCAGCUAUACAUGGAGGACUUGGCGAUGCGGGAAUGGGUAUGGGUAUGGGCAUCAAUCAUAGAGGUACAGCGAGAGAUCGUUACAGUGGGAACAGUAGUGAGGGAAUGGGAAUGGGAAUAGGAUCUAGACGGGGAAGUUUUUUGAGGAGAGCAAGUGUGAGUUUUAAGGGGAUGGGAUUGGGAAUGCAGGGAUUUUUGAGGAGCGCGAGUGGUGGUGGAGGUGGUAGUGGUAGUGGUGCAUUUGCUGCUGGAACUGGAGCGGGUACUGCUGCGGCUGAGAGAAUGGGUAUGAGUAUGGAUCAUACACGUGAAGGCGGAGGAGGUACAGAAAACGAGAGACCGGUCACCAUGCAAUCGGAGUAUAGAGGUGUAGGUGGAUAUGCGGGGGAUGACGCUAUGGCUCUUGCGCGAGAGAGAGUUGCGAAGGCUGAAUCUCAACGACGAAGAAGUCACCGUCAAUCAAUGGUUCUGCCAAAAUUUGAAUGGGAGGAAGAAUUUACCAGUGUGGAUGAUGAGGAUGAUGCUUAA